GUCAAAAUUAUGCAAGUUAGAAAUGAGCGCAAGAUAACAUCGGGUCAUUAAUAACAAUAAAAUAAAAUGAUCUGGAGGGCCGGAUCCGGCCCCCAGUCCUUGACUUUGGCACGUGCUCUAAACCCUUUGGCCUGACUCAGACCUGGACAUCUGACUCAGGUCUGAAUCCCGCAGCUGACCCCCCCACCCCCUCCAUCGUUCUGAUUCAAAUGAGGCCGCUCCAUCAAGGCUACAUGUUAAUGACAGGAACAUCAUGAGGAUGCUGACGUCAACCACAACCUUCAGCACACAAACCGGACCGCACACCAGAACCCAGACCCUGCCUCAGCGGGACAUAUAAAGAAAGGUGGGUUCAGAAAUCCGUCCACUCUAACUUCAGAAACAGCUGAGAGCAGACCAGCGAAAAGAAUCUCCACAACACCAGAACCACAUCAGAACUUCAGCUAUGGAACAGCUCCAGCUGCUGCAGGUCCUGCUGCUGUGCCUGCUGGCCCUGCAGCGCGGCGCCACCGCGCCCCUGAGCACCCAGUGCGUGGAGGAGUCCUUCUGCACCUUCAGCCUGCAGGACGUCUACGGACAGCUGGUCAACCUGCCCAGCCACGUGAACGAGCGCAGCAUCGCCACCUGGAGCUACGUGGAGAACAUAGACCUGAACCGCGUCCCUCAGGUGAUCCACGAGGCCAGCUGCCACAGCAGCCACUCCUGCCGGGGUCUGGACAGCAGCUUCGGCCUGGAGACCGUCCCGGUGUCCCUGAGGAUGCCGGUGCUGAAGAAGAACCCCGCCUGCUUCUCCUCUACCGGCUACUCGGUGGACUACGAGCUCAUCACAGUGGCGUGUUUGUGCGUCAUCUCCAGGCACAACUAAGUGGGUCCGGUCCGGAGCUGCAGAUCCAUAACACACCUGUUCUGAUCCGCUCAAAUGUUUUCAGUUUCUGUAUCAACCAAUAAAGACAACACCUUCA
Messenger RNA from Oryzias melastigma (Indian medaka), 962 nucleotides. RefSeq lists its product as uncharacterized. NCBI's taxonomy places the organism in Eukaryota, Metazoa, Chordata, Actinopteri, Beloniformes, Adrianichthyidae. The transcript is spliced from 3 exons. Gene Ontology annotation, cellular component: extracellular region. Bases 446 to 865 code for a protein of 139 amino acids. Gene Ontology annotation, molecular function: cytokine activity. The record is from RefSeq and is a predicted model, not a curated record.